Clupea harengus (Atlantic herring) is the source of this 872-nucleotide messenger RNA. RefSeq names its product microfibril-associated glycoprotein 4-like. The record is from RefSeq and is a predicted model, not a curated record. The annotation marks the transcript as partial. NCBI's taxonomy places the organism in Eukaryota, Metazoa, Chordata, Actinopteri, Clupeiformes, Clupeidae. The transcript has 5 exons.
GUGCUCUCACAGGUCCUACUUGUUAUGCCCCUUCUCUUUGGUGCUUUGCGCUGCUCUUCACUGCUGUUGCCAGUGGACUGCGCUGAUCUCCAUGACCACUAUCCGACCAAGCCCAGUGGGAGUGGGGUGUACACCAUCUUCCCUGGGGGGCCCUACUCCACCCCCCUGAAGGUCUACUGUGACAUGGAGACUAAAGGGGGAGGCUGGACAGUGAUCCAGAGAAGGAUGGAUGGGACUGUGAACUUCAACAGGCCCUGGUACCACUACAAGAAGGGCUUUGGGAAUGAAGAUGGAGAGUACUGGCUGGGCCUGGAAAACAUCUACCUGCUGACCAGGUCAAAGAAGUAUCAGCUGAGGGUGGACAUGGAGGACUGGGAGGGGAGAAAGGUGUACGCUCUUUACCAGUCCUUCAAUGUGGACCCCGAGAUUUUAGGAUACACACUGCACCUGGGCGGUUUCAUCAAUGGAGGAGCAGGUGAUAGCAUGAGUUACCACGAUGGAAGGAAGUUCAGCACUUAUGACCACGACCAGGAUUCAGCCAAAUACAACUGUGCUAAAAAGUAUGAUGCGGCCUUCUGGUAUGGUGCCUGUUUUCAAGCCAACCCCAACGGGGUGUACAGGUGGAAGAAUGAUGACUUAGGGUUUGCUGAUGGUGUUGAGUGGUACCAUUUUAGAGGUUAUGAUUACUCCCUGAAGACCAUCAGCAUGAAGAUCAGACCAUUGACCACUGACACAGUGGCGAUGAGGCCAUCUGGCCCAUAAGUUUGAAGAUUGAGCUCCCCCUCUGGCCUUAAGCCACAUCAGAACAGCAGAAUACCUACGCUGUGUUUUGUCUGUCAUUUUGAAAUCUUCAUUAAAAUUGAUUUUGUGCA